AUGCGGGUGCAUUCUGCACCAGCGGCUAUGCCGACACACGAUCUGCUUAUGCCAUCUGGUCUAAGGUGCGAGAAGGCUAAGCUACGCCCUCUGCAAGUACCACAAAUAGGUAUAGCAUAUACGUGGGAAAAAAAUUCCGGUCACGGAAUAUCUACAGGAUUUUAA
Molecule: messenger RNA, 165 nt
Organism: Sclerotinia sclerotiorum 1980 UF-70
Lineage: Eukaryota; Fungi; Ascomycota; Leotiomycetes; Helotiales; Sclerotiniaceae
Exons: 3
Coding region: 1-165 (54 amino acids)
Source: RefSeq, a predicted model, not a curated record